UUUGCUCCGUUUGGAGAUUUGAAUUGAUCAUUCGGUCUUAUUACAAUGUUGUUUAUUAAACCGUCCCUCUCAUGUGUGUGUUACGCAUUGAAAAGGCACUUUUUUGCCACCCCGUAACAUUUAAUGCACAAAAAUGGAGAAUUCUCAUGGGGUUGAAGAUGUGAACGUGACUUUCGAGGACCAGCAGAAGAUCAACAAGUUUGCCAGGAACACCAAUCGCAUGACGGAGCUGAAAAAUGAGAUAGAAUCCAAGAAGAAGUCGCUGCAGAACCUGCAGGACGCCAGCGACGACCUGAUGAUGUUUGACGACGACACGCUACUGAUCCCCUAUCAGAUCGGCGACGUCUUCAUCAGCCACCCGCAGGAGGAGACGCAAGAGAUGCUGGAGGCUGCCAAGGAAGCCUUGGAGCAGGAGGUCAAAGGUCUGGAGGAGCGCGUGUCGGCCAUCCAGCAGCUGCUGUCGGACCUGAAGGUGCAGCUUUACGCCAAGUUCGGUAACAACAUCAACUUGGAGGCGGACGAAAGCUGAGGCGGGCCUGAGAUCUGUCCAGGAAGCCCGACAAGGACUGAAUAUUUGACCAAGUGGAUUUCUACUCCAUGUUCCCUCAAAAGAAAUAAACACGCAAAUGUAUUUCA
Molecule: messenger RNA, 636 nt
Organism: Doryrhamphus excisus (bluestripe pipefish)
Lineage: Eukaryota; Metazoa; Chordata; Actinopteri; Syngnathiformes; Syngnathidae
Source: RefSeq, a predicted model, not a curated record